This is a messenger RNA of Xylaria bambusicola, 417 nucleotides long. RefSeq lists its product as uncharacterized. The record is from RefSeq and is a predicted model, not a curated record. Bases 1 to 417 code for a protein of 138 amino acids. Lineage: Eukaryota; Fungi; Ascomycota; Sordariomycetes; Xylariales; Xylariaceae. The transcript has a single exon.
AUGAAGUACGCACUUCCUCUCCUGGCGCUUGUCGCCGCCGUCUACGCCGCCCCUCAAAACCUCAACGAGACGGGUAAGCCAGAGGAGCCCGCCCCUGAGAUCUACCCGGUCCCCUGGCCGCACCCAGAGAUUCCCGAGGGCGGCAGCAUCGGCAUUCCUACCAUCCCCGCCGAGCCAACCCACCAAGAGCCGGUCCCCGCCUGCACCGCUGAGCCUCACCACGGUGGUGAGCAGCCCAGCAAGGGCGAGCCUCAUCAAGGCGGGCCUCAUUACGAUGAACCGCACCCGGCUCAGCCCCAUCAUGGCCCGGGCUUCUUCCCGCCUCACCAAGUCGCCGGCAACGACGCGACUGGCGCACGUCAUUCGCUCGCGGCUCUCGCUAUCGGUAUCGCCGCCGCCGUUGGAUUCUCUCUAUAG